GCUCCGUGAGCUCUUGGGGCAUCCACGUCGGCCCGAAUUGACUUGGCCGUUCGAUUUGCUAUCUACGGUGUUCACGACCUUGCCCGCUCCGGCGUUGCGUCGGUCUCCGUGGUCUUCCUUUCACACUGCCUUUCCAGCUUUUAUCAGAGCUUUCCAGUUCCACUGCUGCACCGAGCCCGUUUUUCUCCCUCUCUUCCUGCUUUCACACUGACUCCCGUCCCAACCAGUGCCGACCAUCGUGGGGAAAAAAAUCCCCACCACGUCGCCACUGCCCCGCCCCCCGCACUGCUGCCGCCCGCCCCCUACACCCCGCGCCGCCAACGCCGUCCUUCAGUCCCGCGCUGCCGCUGCCCUCCGUGCGGCGAGACGGAGCUCGGCCACGGCUCCUGGCGGCGCGGCGGGCGGAGGCCGGUCUCCACCGGCCGCGCCGGCCGGAUCUUGGCCCCGACCGGUUUCUCCCCGGCCCUUGCUCCUGGCGGCACGGCAGGAGGAAGAGUCCGGCGGCGGCGGCCGGAUCCGCGGCCCUUCUCCUUCCGCCCGCGCUGUGCUCCUCCGGCCGUGGCUCCUGCUUCGACCGGCCCUCUUCGGCGGCGGAUCCCAAGCUCGGGCUCCGCGGCCUCCCUCGUCGGCGCUAAAGCUCGGCCGGCCUCGAGCUCCGCCGGCCUCCCUGCUCCCUGCUCCCAGGGGGCGUGCCUCCCUGCCGCGCCUCCCUGACGCGCCCCGGCCGCACGUCCUCGCCCACCUCCGCGACGGGACGGCGCGCACGCGAGGACGGCCACAGCGGGAUGCCGCGAGGCCGCCGCGCGGCGAGACGGCCCAAACGGCUGCCGGUGCGCCCCGGCCACGGAGCAGACCGCCGCCGCCGCCGGCCCGACGCGUCGAAGACGUGGUCGUCGUCGUCCUCGACGGAGCAGCAGAGGUCCUCCUCCUCCUUGCUUCGUUUCAUCCUCCUUGCUGCGGUUGUUGGAUCUAGACAAUGUUUUCAUGGUAAUCGGUCGCCGAAGCGCCCCCGCCACGGAACAGAACGCCGCCGCUGCCGCCGGCUCCGAUUCCGCCCGACCCCGUGGUCCUUCGCCGCCGGGGAUCCCCCAGACAAGGGACGCCAAUCAAUCAUGCUCCUAAAUGUGAUGCCUAUAAAAUUGAGGGUGGUGGUGAAUCGGAAUGCCUUGACCAGCCAGGGUCCAGAAAUAGCAAUUGAGUUUGCUCUCGCUUUGGUGGAGCGUCUAUAUGGCAAAGAGAAGAUGGAGGAGGUUGAUGGGUCUUUGGUAAGCUGGACAAUCAGAGUAUGAUGUUUUCCAAAUCCAGCCUUCAAUCUGUACGAUUACUCUCUAUUUGAUUUAUUUCCUUACUUCCUAUGUGUUUAUGGAAUUAAAUAUUUAAUUUCUAUCCCUCCUUUGUGUUUAUGGAAUCAAAUAUUGCCUACAUGCAUGGAUCUGAUUAGCUCCAAAACUCAUGUAAACUCUAAUUGGUAAGAAAUCAGGUUAUAUGUUCAUUCGCCAAUUUGUUGACUAACUAAUUUCAUAAAUAUCAUGUGAAAAUAAGAUGUUUUCAUAAUGACAGGGACAAUCAGAGUAUGAUGUUUUCCAAAUCCACAGCCUUCAAUCUGUACGAUUACUCUCUAUUUGAUUUAUUUCCUUACUUCCUUUGUGUUUAUGGAAUUAAAUAUUUAAUUUCUAUCCCUCCUUUGUGUUUAUGGAAUCAAAUAUUGCCUACAUGCAUGGAUCUGAUUAGCUCCAAAUCUCAUGUAAACUCUAAUUGGUAAAAAAUCAGGUUAUAGGUUCCUUCGCCAAUUUGUUGACUAACUAAUUUCAUAAAUAUCAUGUGAAAAUAAGAUGUUUUCAUAUUUAAUCAAGAGUUGUCUUAUAUAGAUACUAAAUAUUGCUUUCGUUUUAGACUUUUAGAUAGAAAAUAUAGUUGGUUAUUUCAUUACAUAAUAAAUGAGAAUUUUAUAGUAGUAAUUCGAUGCAAUUAAACAAUUUGACAUUAAAUACGUGCCACUUCCACUAGUAUUGCAAAUUUGCAAUAAUUAUUUGUUUAUGUGGGCGUUGGGCCUGAGAGAACGCACGGCGAUCUGGUAAACAAACAGAUGGGCCAAAACACAGAAAUGCAACCCAACCCAACCCACGCA
This is a messenger RNA of Panicum virgatum (switchgrass), 2128 nucleotides long. Its product is annotated as atherin-like. The record is from RefSeq and is a predicted model, not a curated record. The transcript is spliced from 5 exons. NCBI's taxonomy places the organism in Eukaryota, Viridiplantae, Streptophyta, Magnoliopsida, Poales, Poaceae. The coding region runs from base 786 to 1289 and encodes 167 amino acids.